Molecule: messenger RNA, 1134 nt
Organism: Suillus paluster
Lineage: Eukaryota; Fungi; Basidiomycota; Agaricomycetes; Boletales; Suillaceae
Exons: 5
Coding region: 161-892 (243 amino acids)
Source: RefSeq, a predicted model, not a curated record
ACUAUUUUCUCUAAGCGACAUAACAUGACAAGGUCCUCCAUAUAAAAAGGGGGAGGGCAAGAGACCCAUUACCUCCUCCACAGGCUAUAUUGUACCUUUUUGUUCUUCCUCUUCCUCUCGCGGUCUAACUAUCUUACCGCCUUUUUGAAUCAUAUACAAAAUGAUGGACGCAGCAACUCCGGAUCCCUCUUCUGCGUUGACAUUCUCGUUGACUCCAAAUUUCUAUCGUUCGCCUUCAUCAUUACCUGUCGUCCUCCCCAAUCCAAAUAUUACCCUCUCCAGCUAUGAAGAGCAUCUCUUCCCAGAAGCCCUUCGUAACAUGCCCCUUUUAAUGAGAGUGCUCUGUGUUUUCACACUGGGGCGCCCCGAUCUUGAGGACGAUUGGAAGUUGCUGCAAUCUGACGAAGCAUUCGAAACCAUUCGGGCUAGGUCGUGUUCUAUCCUCGUCAAUACUAUCACCACUGCAAGUGUUCUUCUCGCUACAAGCGUUGCUUUCAUAACCACAGGUUCUCCUGUGCCAUUCUUUGAUUAUACAUCACCUGUUCCCUACCUCAUGCUCUUGAUGUCACUCAUGCUAUCCAUGAUCGCAAUUUCGACAUCUGGCCUGAGCAUGAUACGCUGGCAACACAUGGACUGGCAGUUGACUCAAGAACAACUCAAGCCAGGGGGCUACUUCGUCUGGUCCUACCUAUUGUCAAUAUUCACCCCCAUGUUAUUCAUUGGUUUGUCCUUCAAUUUUUUAAUAUUUGCAAUGUUAGUAACAGGAUUUUGCUCCCAAAGCAUGGUCUGCCGCACUGUCACCGCGCUCUGGCUGAUCACGUAUGUCGUCAAUGUGGGGAUGAUAUCAAUGGAAUUUCUGUGGAAGCAUGCGAAAAGUCAUAAAUCACGCUGAUCUACAUACAUUCCACCAGUUUUUUCCUUCUUGUUUUAACAGCACUGUACUGGCGCUUGUAGAUACACACCUUGUUACAGCCCUCCUGAUGUGGUGCACACAGCAUCCCGGGUACGACACUCCGGCAGAUACUGUGCACGAUUUUUUGGCAGAGGCGAGUUGUAGAUAAGUAUGUACGUAUUACAGUAUAUGGUAUAAAUCAGUCAGCUUCCGAAUCGCAGAACUCCCAUUGGAUCUUUGAC